Prunus armeniaca (apricot) is the source of this 888-nucleotide messenger RNA. The record is from the annotation of a GenBank genome assembly. NCBI's taxonomy places the organism in Eukaryota, Viridiplantae, Streptophyta, Magnoliopsida, Rosales, Rosaceae.
AUGUCCCUUCUCUACUCGAAUCGAACUCAUCUCCUUCUCUCUCUCUCGACUCAACCUCCACCACGCUCUCUCAACUUAAGCUCUCUCUCUUUGUCUCUCUCUGUGUCUCAAGCUCAACUCAAACCCGUCAGCCACCAUUGUCAACAGCCGCUCCCAACCUUUGAUUUGGAGGGAUUGUUGCUGAAAUGGAGUCUAGCCACUCUAACACACAUAAUGCCUCUAAUCCCCAAACACAAACCGAUACACCCAAAACACAAUUUCCAACUCAAACACAAAAUCACACAAGUGAGGGGUUUAUGGUGGGGGAUAGGAUAUAAAGAGGUUGGAGGGGGUGUGAGCCAAAUUGAUGAGGAUGAGAUUGAUGAUGAGGUUGCACAAAUUGGUGAUGAUGUUGAUGUCACAUUUCAACUAAUGCAACAACUUGUGCAAAAGAGGAAGGAUGAACAAUCCGUUGAGAUUUCCAAUGAAAUGGAUAAGUACUUGACAGAUCCUUUUGAGAGCCCCUUGAGCAAACAAUUCAAUCUCUUGAAUUUGUGGAAAGGGAACCAAACAAGAUAUCAUAUUCUUUCACAAGUUGCCAAGGAUAUCUUUGCAAUUUCAAGUUCUACGGUUGCUAGUGAAAAUGUUUUUAGCCUAGGCAAGAGGAUUGUGGAUCCUUUUAGAAGCUCUUUGCAUCCUAAAAUGGUAGAGGCAUUAGUGUGUACUAGUGAUUGGCUUAGAGCGGACGAAUUUUCCUUUUACAAGGAACCAACGGAUGAUGAGGUUGAAUUCUAUAAGGAAAUGGAACAUAUGACAACUUAUAGCAUUGGUACUCAAACAACACAACGGGGGUUCUUCAAAUCCACUCACCACCAACACUUGAGUUUGAUUUGGAACUGGAAUGCUUGA